UCCUCACGUAGUAGUUCCCUCCACAUCUAUCCGAAACAAAAUUCCCUCCCUCCUUCCCUCGUUUUCUGCUUUCUCCAUCUCUACGCCCUAACCUCCCUCAUUUCCCCACUCUCUCUCUCUAAACCCCACUUUCUCUCUCUAAAACCCUACUUCUCUCCGAUCCUCAACCAUUUUCAUCAAUUUUCAACUUCAAUUCCGAUUUACAUCCCAAUUUGUUACCAAUUUUUCAUGUCAAUGUCCGGUGCCGCUGGAGCUUCCGACCGUGGCUCGUCGAGGGAGGUUACCGGAGCACCAAUUCGGCCGCCGUUGAAGCGUCAUCUGGCUUUUGUCUCGACGAGGCCACCGUUUGCACCUACGGAUGAGUAUCAUAGUUUCGCCGCCGUCGAUUCUAGGAAAGUUCCCGAUCAUGUUACUGAAGCCGUCAUUGUUAGAUCUCCGCUCAUAAAGCGGAAGAAUGGAAUGAAUGAAAGCCAAGGAGAAUCACAAAAGUCGAGUAACAGCCCGGGAUACACUAAUGUAACGAAUAGUCCCUUUAAAACUCCUUUGUCUGCAAAAGAGGGAAGGACACAUAAGUCAAGGGUUUCCAAAGAAGGCAGAUCAUGUCCUCAAACACCCAUCUCAAACGCUGGUUCCCCUUCUCCGCUUACUCCUGUUGGCAGCUGUCGUUAUGACAGUUCCUUAGGUCUCUUGACAAAAAAGUUCAUCAAUUUGAUCAAGCAUGCAGAGGAUGGCAUUCUUGACCUAAAUAAAGCAGCAGAAACUUUGGAGGUGCAAAAGAGGAGGAUAUACGACAUAACUAAUGUUUUGGAAGGCAUUGGUCUCAUCGAAAAGAAUAUCAAGAACAGAAUACUUUGGAAAGGAAUUGAAUCUUCUACUCCUGGCAAUGUGGAUGGUGAUAUCAACAUGCUUAAGUCAGAAGUUGAAAAACUUUCUUUGGAAGAGCAGAGACUAGAUGAUAAAAUAAGGGAAAUGCAAGAAAAGCUGAGAAGUUUAAGUGAAGAUGAAAAUAACCAGAAGUUCCUUUUUGUGACCGAGGAAGAUAUUAAGGGCCUACCUUGCUUCCAGAAUGAAACUUUGAUAGCAAUCAAAGCUCCGCAUGGAACCACCUUGGAAGUCCCUGAUCCUGAGGAAGCCGUUGACUAUCUACAGCGGAGAUAUAGAAUCAUUCUUAGGAGCACAAUGGGUCCCAUCGAUGUCUACCUUAUCAGUCAAUUUGAAGAGAAAUUUGAAGAGAUUAAUGCUGCUGUGGCCCCGACGAGCUUAGCUAUUGCUUCAAGUUCAGAGUCUACUGAGCAACAAGUGACAGAAAUGGUUCCUGCUGAAUGCAGUGGAAACGGACUUGAUCCUCAAGCUCUCCUCUCUUCUCAGACAUACUCUGAUUUAAAUGUUUCACAAGAUCUUGCUGGGGGCAUGAUGAAGAUUGUCCCUUCAGAUGCUGAUAAUGACGCUGAUUAUUGGCUUCUAUCGGAUGCUGAAGUUAGCAUAACAGAUAUGUGGAGAACAGAUUCAGCUAGUGUUGAUUGGAGUGCUGUGGACAUGCUUCAUCCUGACUUUGAAAUGAUUGCGAGGCCACAAACUCCAUCGCCUGUACUUGCAGAAGCACCAUCAACUGUAGCUAACCCUAAUCAGAGGUGAUUUUGAUUUGUUUACUACCACAAUAUGUUAGAAAGUAUGGUCAUCGUCCUCUGUGUUGACGGGAAGCUACUUCAAUAGAGUAAUUGCUAGCUUUGUGAAUGUUGAGGAUGCUGUCAGGAGCUGUUGAGUGUCAAGCUGAGAGUUCUUACUACACUUCAAGUAAAUUAUAGACUCUAUUUGGUCCAUAAACUAGUUAUAGUAGACAUGCUAAGCUGAUGGAGAAUUUAGUUUGGAAGUUAGGGAAGUUGCGAGUAUUUUUACAGAAAAUGUUGCUACUGCAUGAAAUGCUAGGUAGGUAGACUCAAACCCUAAUUCGUGUCUAGACAUGUUAUUAGCCAUACUUGCAGUGUGGCAUUGCGGGUCCUUUUUUGUUUCCUUCUUGAAAAGGAGAAGUUGCUAUGCAGAUGCUGACCGCAAACAACUGCAAGGGUGCACUGGAUAUUGUUAGGACAGGAUUGCCUUUAUUAUUCAAUUAUCAUUCAUGUUGAUUGUAAACAUUUCAUAAACGGUCUUCUGAUAAAGUUAUGUCAUUUAUUAUGUCAAA
Messenger RNA from Trifolium pratense (red clover), 2179 nucleotides. Its product is annotated as transcription factor E2FA. Gene Ontology annotation, biological process: regulation of transcription by RNA polymerase II. Gene Ontology annotation, molecular function: DNA-binding transcription factor activity, RNA polymerase II-specific; protein dimerization activity; RNA polymerase II cis-regulatory region sequence-specific DNA binding. Lineage: Eukaryota; Viridiplantae; Streptophyta; Magnoliopsida; Fabales; Fabaceae. The coding region runs from base 229 to 1635 and encodes 468 amino acids. Gene Ontology annotation, cellular component: RNA polymerase II transcription regulator complex. The record is from RefSeq and is a predicted model, not a curated record. The transcript is spliced from 14 exons.